UACUUAUACUCGUAUGUAUGUAAUAUGUACAUUGGUGACUGGACGUGUUCGGUGUUCGCCGUUCGUUGUUUACAUGGCUGAGUGGCGCUCGCUGAGGUGCAGGGCGAGUGUGAGUGCGAGUGAGAGCGCGAGUGUAGGCCGUAGGGGAGGUGUGUUAUGAUGUGCGCGCGGUGCGCUCAGUUGGUUUUUGUUUCUGCUCGUCGUCGUCGGUGGCGGCGGCCGUGGCGGCGAUCUGGUGCGGGUCUGCGGGUCGACGUCAUUGUUGUCUGUAUGCUCGUGGCCGAAGCAUAUGCGUACGCGUACCGGUGGCGGUACCUAAUAAAAUAAUACUACAUUUUACUCGUAUACUCGAGAGUCGCAAUCGCAAUCGCACUCGUACUCGUCUCAUUCACUGUUUACCUUUUUACCUACGUGAUUUUUUUCUCACCGCUCAUCAGACGCGACGCAAAUUUCUCGUUUUCUUUUCAUUUUUUGGUCAAUUUUUCAAUCGAGUGUCGGCCGCUCGCGAUGACAUUGCAAAUUAGUGUAUAAUGUAGAGUUAUCACGUUUGAUAAUUAGCUCGCCGUACUCGUACUCGUACUCGUACUCGUCGUUAUUGUGGAUUGUGGUGGCGUUUCGCGUCAAGUUCAAGUGCCUACGUGUAGUUACCUGUACGGCUAACAAACCGGCAUCGGCCAGCAUUCCAUCCAGAGACAUCGACAAUGGACAAUCGACAUCCAGUAUCCGAGCUUGAAAUGAUGCCCAUGCCCAUGCCCAUGCCCUUAUCACAGUGAACGUGUCCCAGUCCUGUCUGGUGCGUGCUUGCGUGCGUGCGUGUGUGUGGUCUGUGCGGUGCGGUGUUGCGCCAGUGUGCGCCCUGCUUUUGUUGUGUUUCAUUUCGUUUUGUUUUGUUUUGGUUUGGUUUAGUCGAGUUUUUAUCGCCGGCACGGCAUUCGCCAUUCGCCCAUUCGCCCAUUCGAUCGCGUAUCUUACCGCUUACGCGAUAAAGUGUUGGUUCGUCUGAUCGUGAUCGGUGUCGGUGUCGAUACCAGCUAUUUAUGCGAAUGCUGAAUACUCGUACUGAUACACGGACACCCACAAAUGCGCGCAUCGAGUACUUGCAGCUAUCGAGGAUGUGGCGGCGAUGAUGAAGAUGAUGGUGGUGACGGCGACGGCGGCGGCCACCGUCGUGUUAUUGCGCGUUUUUUUGUUUGUUGGUGACUAGUUCGGUAAUCGCCCAAUCGCCCAAUCGCCUAAUCGCCUAAUCGCCCAUCGGCAUCGGUUUGCGUAUUGUAUUUGUAUUUGCAUAGCCCAUUUUCUGUAGGUAUCGCAAAUUGUGUCGUGUCGUGUCGUGUCGAGGUAUCGUACGGUAACCGGAAACCAUCUAUUGAGAUAACGUUUCGUUUUGGUUCCAUUCCAUUCCAUUCCUGCAACAACAUUGAAAGCCCACCUCCACCUCCACCCCCAGCCCCAGCCCCUCUCACCGAAGAACCGGAGCAUGAAGAAUAUGGUCGACGUGGUGAUUGUCCGCAGAUAUUAGUAAUGAAGCUAGGCGGUUUUUGCCGAGAAUGAACCAUGUAGAUGUCGGUUUAGAUUGGGAGUGGACGCCGCAACAGCAACUGUCUGUGGUGACAACAGUGUGGGGUGUUACGCCCUCCACACAAUCUGGACCGCAUCUUCAUUCUGUUCCAUAUCAAUCGGGCUCGGACAGUUCCAAGUUUCACCAUAACCCAGGCGCACCAUACGGUUACAGACAAGCCAAUCCACGAUUUGGACCGGCGUAUUAUCCGAAUCAGCAUCAGCAUCAGCAUCAGAAUCAGAACCAUCACCACCAUCACGAUGGUUGCGUUAGCGGUGAUAUGAGCGGUACGUCUAGCGGUACAGCCAAUCCCGUCGCCGAAUCUACUAACGUCGGUCAUUACCAUUCCGGAUCGUCUACUCAGGCUGUUUCUGCUCAGCAGUACCAUCAAAAUCAUCACCACUACCAUCAGCAGCAACAGCAACAGCAACAACAGCAGCAGCAGCAGCAGCAGCAACACCACCUCCAUCAACAUCAGCAUCCGCACCAUCAUCACCAUCAGUCUUCGCCGACGACGCCAUCUGCUCAGCAGCAACAGCAGCAGCAGCAGCAAGUACCUCCGCCGCCGUCUCAUCAACAGACUGCAGGUAUCGCCGUGUCCACUGGUUGCACUACCCAAUCUGCGUCGGCAUCCGCUUCCCAGCAUCCCAUUUACCAUCAUCCGCAUUCGCAUCCGCAUCCGCAUCAUUCUUCGGCAGCGCCCAGUGCAGCCGCAGCUACGGCAGCUAUGGUUGCAGCAGCGGCCACCGCUACCGCCACCGCUACUGCCACCGCCACCGCCAGUGUAGUCGCGCUGCAAGAUAAUCCUCAUUUCGCUCCUCAGAUGCAAGGCAUGAUGCAUCAUGGCCAGCAGUUCGGAGGCGGCGGCGCCGCUUACGCCGCUCAGAGAAAUCACCCGAACGCCGCUAAUAUGCACGCUGCCGCCGCCGCCGCCGCCGCCAUGAACGGCAUGAAUAUGAUGAAUCCAAAUUCGGGCCCGAUGCACGCUAAUAUGAUGCCUUCCGGUGUCGGAGGCGUUUUGUCACCAGCUACCAAUCCUAUGAACAAACUAGUCAUGCAGAACGCCGGCGGUGCAAAUCAGUUGUAUCCUCGCAGAAUGACGCCUUAUCCGAAUCCUAUCGUGCACAUGAAUCAGAAAAGACAGCAACAGCCGCCUGUUCAGAUGCCACCGCAACAUAUGAGUUCCUAUCCGAAUCCCAAUCUACAAGCUGCUAAUUACAACUCGUCAGCGCCACCGCAGUUUCCUCCAAACGGCUAUAACGCGGCGAGCAGAGGCGGAAUGCCUUUUCAAACGCAACAGUUCCUGAGCCAGCAGCAGCAGCAGCAGAAUAUGGGUCCGAUGGGGCCGUAUAAUUCGGCGGCGGCUGCGGCUGCCGCUAUGCAACUGCCAGGCAAUUCGUCUCGCGGCAAUGGUGGCAGCGCCGCAUCCAUUCGACAAUCAACUCCGCCGUAUUCGAAUGCAGCCGCAGCUGCGGCCGCUGUCGCUGCCGCUACCGCCGCUGCGGUACAUCAGAACGGACCUUUGCCACCACCUCCGUCGUCUUCGUCGUCAUCGUCGGCGGCGGCGGCGGCGGUGGCAGUGGCGACGGCGGCGUCAUCAUCGUCGUCCAUGCCAUCGCAUCAGUAUUUCAUUCCCAAUAAUCAGUAUGCGCCGCCGCCGCCGCCUUCGUCGCAGCACCAACAGCACCACCACCAUCAUCACCACCAACAGCAGCAGCAGCAUUCGCAUCCCCAUCCCCAUCCCCAUCCCCAUCCGCAUCAGCAUCAGCAGCCACCGCCGCAAUCGCAGCCGCCCACUACCCAAUUCCAAUCUGAAGUUACCAAUAUGAGAGGCAGUUAUCAACACAGUCCUAUACCAGUAGGUAAUCCGACGCCUCCGUUGACUCCGGCUAGUAAUAUGCCGCCUUAUGCGAUGAGUCCUAGUGCCGCUGCCGCCGGCGCCGACAUUAAACCCAACCUAAACGAUCUCAAAGCGAACAUCAACGACGUUAAACCAAAUUUAUCGUCGCUAACGAAAGACGAAGAAUUAAGGCUGACGUUUCCCGUACGAGAUGGCAUCAUACUCUCACCGUUCAGGCUGGAGCAUAACUUGGCGGUUAGUAACCACGUCUUCCAUUUGAAGCCGACCGUUCAUCAAACUUUAAUGUGGAGAUCCGAUUUGGAAUUACAAUUGAAAUGUUUCCACCACGAAGACAAGCAAAUGAGCACCAACUGGCCGGCCAGCGUUCAAGUAUCGGUAAACGCGACACCGUUGGUCAUCGAUAGGGGCGAAAAUAAAACCACGCACAAACCGUUGCACCUGAAAGACGUUUGCCAACCUGAAAGGAACACGAUUCAAAUUACCGUAUCCGCUUGUUGUUGCUCGCAUUUGUUUGUUUUGCAAUUGGUUCAUCGACCCAUCAUACGAAGUGUGCUGCAGGGCUUGCUGCGUCGGCGAUUGCUGACGGCUGAACAUUGCGUGGCCAAAAUCAAACGCAAUUUCAACGCCACUUGUUCCUCUCCCAGCAUGGGAUGCAAUAACGACCGAGAUGCCAUCGAACAAACGGCUCUGAAAGUUUCGCUGAAAUGUCCUAUAACGUAUAAGAAAAUAACGCUACCAGCCAGAGGCCACGAAUGCAAGCACAUACAGUGUUUCGAUUUGGAAUCGUAUCUGCAGCUGAAUUGCGAUAAAGGAGUUUGGCGUUGUCCGGUUUGCAAUAAACCGGCGCUACUGGAUAAUCUCGAAAUCGACCAGUACAUUUGGGGAAUACUGAACAACAGCGCUCCCGAAGCCGAAGAAGUAACCAUUGACGCUUCGGCUCAUUGGAAACCUUCCAAAAUGCCUUAUAAUAUCAAGAUGGAAGAAGAUAGUGAAAGAAAGAGCAAGUGUAAAGCCAUGUCCCCGGGCAGUAUGAACAUGCCAACCACGCAUAACUGGGAUAUCGGACAGUCGAUGUCUCCGUAUAUUCCGCCCGAUAUGAACAGUAUCGCAAGUGGUUCCAUGAUGACGGCCGGACCACCUGGAUUUUCUGUACCCAGCGUGUCUAGAUCGAAUAACAGUUACGAUUCCGCCGCCGGUUUGUCCGAAUUCAAUACUACUAAUAGUCAUUCGAACGUAAUUAACGAAUCGCUGGAUCCGCUCAACGCUAUCGAAAAAAGCAUCAGCGAUCAAAUGCCGCACACUCCACUGACGCCCGGAAGUAUGCAUACGCCGAUCGGCGGCGGCGGCGGCGGCGGCGCGGGUGGCGGACCGCCGAGUGUACCUCCUACGUCGACGUCGACGUCGACCAACAGUGCGGGCGCAGCGACGGUCAGCGCGGAUAACGUUAAGAAAGAGAACGGACCACCGGUACACGACGCCACGACUUCGGUAGAUUUACCUUCAGAUCUCAAUUUUGAUCCUGCUGCCGUCAUAGAAGGCGAAGCGCAAGGUCAAGAAGGCUUAAAUCUUCUUCCGGACAAUGUAGUCGAUCCGAUGGACUUGUUAUCGUAUCUAGAUCCGCCGUUGGAUUUGGCAACUCCUCCGAGUAGCGGUGCUAGCAGUAACGGCAACGUUGGUACCCCUGGUGCUUCGACCGGCGACGAUAUUCUCUCUUCCUUAUUCGAUUAAGUCUCCUACGUUUUGUAAAAAUCAAUUUUAUUUUUCCUUCGAUUUUCUCGUUCAUUUUUCAUUUUUCAUUUUUCUUUUCUUUUUUUCAUUCUACGUAUGUACCUUUCCAUUCUUUGUUUUUUGUUGUGUUUUUUUCAUCGCGUGUAUUUCGAUUUCGUCGAAGACGCGUCGCCCCCGUUUCAAUAUCCCGAUGUUACGUUGCGUUACGUUACGUCGUUGCGGCGGCGCGGCGAUGAAACCGGUAAAACUUUGAUUCGUUGCAUUCCGAGAGUAAUCGACUAAUCGAGAACCCUCCCUUUCUUACCAUACUACGUACUCACGUACUCGCAUCUCUCAAACAGACGUAUCGACGAUUCGAUUGGCUACCUACCGUUUAUUCGUUUGGUUGCGAUAUUACUCGUAUGUAUUUUACGAGUAGGCGGAGGUAGUAGGCCUAAACCUCUUUCGGAUUUCUUUUCUCUUCCCCCGUUUUCUUUUCUUCCUAUUCCCAGCCAAUGGAAAUAUUCCCUCGAACGAUUUCCAUUUAUUUUUUUUCUAGUAUUUUUUUAUUUUAUUAAAAAAAAAACCAAUUACCUACUCUACGUUUUAUUUGUAGAAAUGACAAUCAAUGUUUUACCUUACUUACAUCGUUAUUAUAAUCCUAUCAGUUUCUCGCUGUCCGCGAGCCGCAGAAACACCAAUUUUAUGUUCCUAUACCUAAUGUUCGCAUCUUGUAGCGGCUGCGCGGUAUUUUUUUUACAGUUUUUAAUUUUAUUUGCUGUAAUUUUCUUCCUUUUGGUUUUUAUUCUCCUAUUCGUUUUCUUUGUUUUUCCAAUGUCUUCGUAAUAUCGCGAUUCGCGACUCUCGAUUUCUAGCGUACGAAUCGAAUUGCAUUACCUAUUUUCCUUUGUCGAUCGAAUCGUGUACGAGUGUCGAGUACCUAAUUGAUUUCUCCUUCGGUCGCUUCGAACGCUGACGUACCGCGCGCUGUAUAUUUUUAUUUCAUGUUUUUUUUUCUUUCUUUCUUUCUUUCUUUAUUUUGUAAAAUCGAAAAAUCAAGUCUAGUCUUUUUUUCUAUACUUUUACGUAUGUAAUGUGUAAUAACCUUUCUAAGUAUGUAUGUACCUGUACUGUAUAGGAAUCGUGUUGUGUGCAUCUAUUCAUUUCUCUUCUUAUUCUUCUCUCGUUUUCCUUUCUCUUUUCUAUUUAUUUAUCUAUUUAUUUAUUUAUUUAUUUAUUUAUUUAUUCGUGUCGUUCGUGUCGUUCAUUUAUUUACUUGAUUUAAAAUGGGAAACCUAAUUAAGAUGAAAUAAUUCGUACAUUUUUUUGUUCGUUUCAUUCGUUUCUAUUCGAAAAAAUUGAUCAAAUGAGCGAAUGAUUGUAAUUACACUGAAAUUACUGCAAACGAUCAAAAAUAUUGUCAGUACCUAAAUGGGCUAAAUGGCUGGCUGGCAGGCAAUCGAUGUGCUUUUGAAAAAAAAAUUUUUAUUUACAAACCAUUUUUGUUGGAAUAUUUUAUAUUUGAAAUACCUAUCGACGUAUUUUCCAUUUUUGUAUUUUUUUUUUUCAUGAUUCUGGAACGAACGUGGAGUUAGAACGAAGUAAUUUUGUACGAUGUACGAUGUAUGAAUGAUUAAUUAAGGUUAUCUACUUGUGCAGGUGAAAAUUUGUGAUAAAUUAAAAAUAGGUUUAAAGAUGGUUUAUUUAUUGUACGAAUUUUGUAUAUUUCGCGUUACUUUGGAAAAAAAAAUUGUUGACUUAUUUGUAUAUUGUUUGUACAGAAAUAUUUUCAAAUCGAAAUCAAAUAAGUUUUUAGAUUUAAAUAAUUCGUAUCGUAUCAUGUUCCUGUAUUGUCUAGACCCUAGACCCGUAGAACCGUAAACGAAGCUGUGCCGAGCCACAAAUCCGUAGUUUGUAUGUAUUUCAUUUCCUGCCGAGUCAACGUUUUUUUUAAUGUACGUUGUUUUUUCCCCAAGCGCUCGAUGAAAUUAUUAUUCGGUGAUAAGUGGCGCGAUCGAGUUUUCAGACAGAAUUACCAUUCGAAUUUCAAGUCUGUCGCGUAAACUCGAGUUUUUUCGGUUUUUCGUUUUUUACCGCAGGUUUCUAAAAUAUCGCUUGUAAGUAUUUUUGAAUCGAAGGCAAAACAAAAACAAAAAAAAAGAUCGAUCAUCGUAUCGUAUAGCUCUCCUACCAUUACCUACUUAUUAAUCUAUCAGUUUACGAUUACGAUUAUUAUUUAUUUAUUUAUUUAUUUUUUUUUUACCUUUUAUUCGUUUUCCCCUCUAGAAAAUCAGUGCGGUCAAAGGGAAAGAUGUUUUACGUAACCUUAUUUACCUUUUGUAUCAGUAAGAUCGCUAUUACCUAUGUUAAGCGUAUUUUUAAAUUUUUUUGCGAUUCUUUACGAAUCCUGUUUUUUUUCCCAAAUAUAUUGUGAUGUAUAUUAAUUACAUACAGAAGCGUUGAAAAUUU
Messenger RNA from Planococcus citri (citrus mealybug), 7595 nucleotides. Its product is annotated as zinc finger MIZ domain-containing protein 1-like. Bases 1548 to 5147 code for a protein of 1199 amino acids. Lineage: Eukaryota; Metazoa; Arthropoda; Insecta; Hemiptera; Pseudococcidae. Gene Ontology annotation, cellular component: chromatin. The record is from RefSeq and is a predicted model, not a curated record. The transcript is spliced from 15 exons. Gene Ontology annotation, molecular function: zinc ion binding; SUMO ligase activity. Gene Ontology annotation, biological process: regulation of transcription by RNA polymerase II; protein sumoylation.